Naegleria gruberi is the source of this 698-nucleotide messenger RNA. RefSeq names its product MORN domain-containing protein. The record is from RefSeq and is a predicted model, not a curated record. The transcript has a single exon. Lineage: Eukaryota; Heterolobosea; Eutetramitea; Acrasida; Naegleriidae. Gene Ontology annotation, cellular component: cytosol. Bases 1 to 456 code for a protein of 151 amino acids.
AUGUCCAAAGAUCCAAAGAAGAAGCCUGUUGCAGGUAAGAACGUUGUACCAGAAGAAGAAAAAACUGGCAAGGCACUGUUUUACUACAAUGAUGAUAUCAUCUAUGAUGGAGAGUGGAUGCUUAAUGAAGAAACAAAUCAAAAACAAAAACAUGGAUUCGGAAUUUAUAAAGAUGGAUCAAAUGUUUAUGAAGGACACUUUGAGAAUGAUUUAAUGCAUGGUAAAGGAAAGAUGUCUUGGGCAAACGGAUCUCAAUAUGAAGGUGAUUUUGUAAAGGGAUUGAUGGAAGGUAAUGGAAUUUAUACAUGGCCAAACAAGACUCAACGUUAUGAAGGAACUUGGGUGAAUAAUAAGAUGCACGGAAGAGGUCGUUUUACAAGUGAUGAUGGUAAAGUAUGGAAGGGAUACUUUUAUAAUGGAAAAGGGGAAAAUCUUGAGAGAGAGCUUGCCCUUUAAUAUCUCGAAUCAAGAAGGGUUAUCUUAUUUUAGCCGCCAAAACAAAUCUACAGCGAUUUUUCAUCUCUGACCGUUACAUCAAAAUGAAGUGAUGAUGCUUAACACUAAUACCAAUUAAAAAAAAAGAUGAGCAAGGAUAAAGAAAAUGGAACCUUUGGUUUGAGAUGGAAAGAUGUGGAUCCCUCACUAAUUGUAAAUAAUGAUAGAAUUUGGAGAAAUUCAAUAAAGAAUGAAUCAGUCAU